Molecule: messenger RNA, 764 nt
Organism: Triticum aestivum (bread wheat)
Lineage: Eukaryota; Viridiplantae; Streptophyta; Magnoliopsida; Poales; Poaceae
Exons: 3
Coding region: 25-759 (244 amino acids)
Source: RefSeq, a predicted model, not a curated record
CGUAGUGAGUUUGUUGAUGUGUGUAUGCAUGCAGGGUGUGCGAACUACCCCGGCACCUCGUGCGGCGACCCUAGCUUCACCGGCGGCGACGGCGUCACCUUCUACUUCCACGGCAGGAAGGACCAGGACUUCUGCAUCGUCUCCGACGCCGACCUCCACAUCAACGCCCACUUCAUCGGCAACCACAACCCUGUCAACGAGCGCACCUUCACGUGGAUACAGUCCAUCGGCGUGAGCUUCGGCGAUCACCGCCUCUUCGUCGGCGCUCGCAAGGCCGUCGAGUGGGACGAGGAAGAGGACCACAUCGAGAUCACCUUCGACGGUGAGCCCAUCAAUCCCGAAGCUGUGUUGAACGCCCGAUGGGUGUCGAAGCUCCAAGAUGGCCUAUCCGUGAAGCGCGCGGACACCGUCAACUCUGUCAAGGUGGAUCUCGCGGGCGUGUUCAGCAUCUCGGCCAGCGCGGUGCCGAUCACGGACGAGGACUCCAAGAUCCACAGCUAUGGCAAGACCAUGAAGGACAGCCUCGUGCACCUUGACCUCCGCUUCAAGUUUCAUUCCCUCACAGACGUCGUCGAUGGUGUCCUUGGCCAGACCUACCGGCUGGACUAUGUCAACAAGAUGAAUGUCACUGCUAAGAUGCCCAUCAUGGGCGGCGCUCCAAAAUAUCUGUCCUCGGGGCUCUUCUCGACGGACUGUGCAGUCUCCAAGUUCCAACGUGGCGGUGGCGGCGGCAACCAUGUUCGUGCCUUGGCUGCAUAAAUGAA